AUGAAAGAUCUACUAUCAAGAAAGCGUAAGUUGCAGGAAUGUGAGACAGUAACUCUGACAGAGGAAUGCAACGCCAUUAUCCAAAAGAAGUUACCUACCAAGCUCAAGGAUCGAGGGAGCUUCAGCAUUCCAUGCACCAUAGGCAAGGUUAAAGUAGAUAAUGUACUAUGUGAUCUUGGUGCCAGUAUUAAUGUCAUGCCACUAUCUAUGAUGAAGAAGCUGGAGAUCACUGAAGUAAAGCCAACCAAGACAAUCUUGCAACUUGCUGAUCGCUCAACGAAGCAAGCUUAUGGCAUCAUUGAGGAUAUACUAGUAAAGGUUGACAAGUUCAUCAUUCCUGUUGAUUUUGUCAUCCUUGACAUUGAGGAAGAUGCCAUAAUUCCAAUGAUCUUCGGAAGACCCUUCUUGGCAACCUCAGGAGCGCUGAUUGAUGUACCGAAAGACGAGUUGAUCUUACGGGUAGACGGGGAGAAAGAAAUUUUCAAGUUCUUUGACAAAGAAGUCUCCUCACCUAUAGCUCAACCGGAAGAUUAA
Molecule: messenger RNA, 534 nt
Organism: Gastrolobium bilobum
Lineage: Eukaryota; Viridiplantae; Streptophyta; Magnoliopsida; Fabales; Fabaceae
Exons: 1
Coding region: 1-534 (177 amino acids)
Source: RefSeq, a predicted model, not a curated record